GAGCCAAGGCUUUGACCGAGUGAAAAUAUCGGAGCAAGGAUCUAACAUGCAUAAUCCCCAAAUUGAGCACGUCGUCCAGCUGGGAGGAGCCCGCAUUCAGCUGCUAUUAGGAGGCAAUGUCUCUUCAGGUCCUCAGUUCAAACCCUUGCGGUGUGCACCUGUGUGUGUCUACACAGAUGGAACAGACGCUGCUUUGCAUGCAGAGGCUCUGAGCGUGGCUACCAGGGCCCGCCAAGCCACUCCACAAAGUUUCUCCAUGGUUUCUCCAUGCCAGCGAGGCUUAGGUGGGAUUGAGGCACCACACAGCCCAGUCUUGUCAGCUCUGGAGAUACGAAGUGUGGCUCUCCACAUCUGGGGAGACUCACAGUUGGAUGUUGCGCAAGGAGCAGCUGCGGUAGGAAUUGCUGCGUACAGCGAGCAGCCUGUCCAGAAGCAGACAUCUACUUGGUAGUCACAGAGCUGAGGGCAAGAGCAUCCUUGGGGAGGCAGAAGAAGAGUGUUUCCUUUUGUGGAGCAGCCAAACUCCUCAAGCACCAAGUCUGAAACAACAGGCUGUGAGCUGCGGGAGCUGGAGCCUCGGCCUGGUGGGUGGCGAGAGCAAGCUGAUCCUGCUGCAUGGUGAGACCCCGAGUACAGAACAGGGGCUCUGGAGCAGAGUCCCCACCUCCUUCGGGUGCUUAUGCAAUUUCUACAAAUAGUCAUUGAAUAAAAUGCAGAAAUAUGCCCUGGAACUAGAAAUGCAACCUGGGAUUUCCUUUUUCCAGAAGAAACGUUACCCCCCACAUCCAGCCCCAGCUUUUGUUCAUUCUCUCUGGCCCUUGAACUGCCAUGUUACUGACCCACUUCAUUUAAUUCUGGUGAAUAUUUCUGCCAAAACCACUCUGAGGAUUAUGCUUUGGGGAUACAGAAGCCUGAAAGACCUAAGAGGCUCAGGCCAAGCAAAGCCUGCAGUCCCCAUCUCCUGGUUCCCGAGUCUGUGCCCUGAAUAACCAGGGUAUCCCACGAGGAGAGAGGGACAGUGGCUCUCAUGCAGCUGUUAGCUCAGUAGUGUGCAAAGCACACAAGGUAUGAUCCAAGUGGCUCCUGAGUGCCACUGGGGCUACCUCCUGUUUUUUUCUCAAGGCUGUUGUACUUCUGAGCAUGCGUUGGAUCUGUGACCAAGGCCCAGAGGAACUUUGGAUCUCAGAAUGUACAAACCUAUAUGCAAAACUAUAUGGAUAGUGACAGGACAAGGGGGAAUGGUUUUAAACUAAAACUAGGGAAGUUUAGGUUGGAUAUUAGGAGGAAGUUUUUUACACAGAGGGUGGUGAAGCACUGGAACAGGUUGCCCAAGGAGGUUGUGGAUGCCCCAUCCCUGGAGGCAUUCAAGGCCAGGCUGGAUGUAGCUCUGGGCAGCCUGGUUUGGUGGCUGG
Molecule: messenger RNA, 1412 nt
Organism: Gallus gallus (chicken)
Lineage: Eukaryota; Metazoa; Chordata; Aves; Galliformes; Phasianidae
Exons: 3
Coding region: 47-451 (134 amino acids)
Source: RefSeq, a predicted model, not a curated record